AUGUCUUUAGCUAAAUCUGCUGCCAAUAAAUUAGACUGGGCCAAAGUCAUCUCUUCUUUAAAGAUCACUGGCUCCACUGCCCAACAACUAUCCAGUUUUAAGAAGAGAAAUGAUGAAGCCAGACGUAAAUUAUUGGAAUUAGAACAACAAUCAUUAAGUGUAGAUUUCGAUAAAUAUAGAAGUAUUCUUAAAAAUAAGGAAGUUGUUGAUAAAAUCGAAUCCCUAUUCAAUUCAUAUAAACCAGUCCAGAUUGACACUCAAUCCCAACUAAAGAUUAUUAACACUUUUGAACAACAUGCCAUGACCAACGCCAAGGAAACUGAAGUAUUAAUUGAAAAAGAAUUAAUUACUUUGAAGGAAAGUCUAAACCAGAUUGAAAAGGCUAGACCGUUUGACCAAUUAACUGUAGAAGACUUAGUCAAAGCCAAACCAGAAAUAGAUGCUAAAGUUGUUGAAAUGGUUAAGAAGGGUAAAUGGGAUGUUCCAGGUUACGAAGAAAAGUUUGGCUCUUUGAAUGCCAUGUAA
This is a messenger RNA of Arxiozyma heterogenica, 525 nucleotides long. It is a transcript of the gene ATP7, whose product is annotated as F1F0 ATP synthase subunit d. NCBI's taxonomy places the organism in Eukaryota, Fungi, Ascomycota, Saccharomycetes, Saccharomycetales, Saccharomycetaceae. Gene Ontology annotation, molecular function: proton-transporting ATP synthase activity, rotational mechanism. The record is from RefSeq and is a predicted model, not a curated record. Bases 1 to 525 code for a protein of 174 amino acids. The transcript has a single exon. Gene Ontology annotation, biological process: proton motive force-driven ATP synthesis.